GUUUAGAGAGAAAGUUUAUUACUAGUUUUUAGUGUUCGUAGGCGCAAAUUAAGAUUUAAAUUUAGUCAAAAUAUCAUAACAAUUAAAUACUUCCGAAAUAAAAAAGGGCGUCAACGUAGUUAUACAUAUACUAUUGAAAAGCAGGAAUGAGUGACAUCUGGGGCUGUGCCUCUGUAGCGAUUAAAGGUAUCCUAGCAUAAAAGUAGCAACGACAGGAUGCCGAGGGGAGAGCAUAGGCCUAGCGUAUUACUAAGCCGCGAGGAGAACGAACAGGUUUUCAGUCUCAUCGGACCGAAGUGCCAGAGUUUAGCGACGGCAGUAGUUCAGUUGUUUACCACUGAGGGGCCGGCACAUUCAGAAUGGAAGAAAAAGGAUACUGGCAUAUUGUGCUUGGUGAAGGACAACAGCAAGCGGUCGUACUUCUUCCGCAUCUACUGCCUCUACAGGAAGGCCAUGAUAUGGGAACAUGAAGUGUACUUGCAGAUCGAAUAUAAACACCCGAGGCCUUAUUUGCACACAUUUGAAGCUGAAGACUAUAUGACAGCUUUUAAUUUUGCCAAUGAAGAUGAAGCCAAGGUCCUCAGAAAUAUCCUCAUUGAGAAGAUUGAAUUAAGGAAGCAAAAGCGUGAAGAGCGACGGCAGCGGUCGAUGCUGGCGUCGCGCGCCAACAGCCAGCAGUCGGCGCGCCACAACGGCGUGCCGCCCGCGCCGCCCGGCCCGCCGCCCGCGCCCGCGCCCGCGCCCGCGCCGCACCACGCGCCCGCGCCGCACCACCAGCCCGUGCACGCUCCACCUCUCAAAUCUAUAUCCUCUGGCAUGCUGAAAAAUACCAGCAAGAAACCAAAGAUGAGAAAAAUCACUAAAGCUGACAUUGGAAAUCCACAAGACUUCAAGCACAUAACACACGUCGGGUGGGACGCUAACAAAGGUUUCGACUUGGACAACCUGCCGGAGGAGGAGAUGCGGUCGUUCUUCUCGAUGGCGGGCGUGUCGGCGUCGCAGCUGGAGGACUCCAGCACGCGGCAGUUCAUCUACGACUUCAUCAACGAGCACGGCGGCGUCGACGCCGUCAAGGAGGAGCUGCACAAGCCCGACCCCGCGCCCGCACCAGGUGGUGGAGGGUACGGGCGCGGCGCCCCGUCGCCGGCCGCGGCGCCGCCCGCGCCGCCCGUGCCGCACCGCAGCCCCGCGCCGCCGCACCCGCCCCAGCCGCCUUCACGCGCGCCCCCGCCGCCGCCGGCGCGCGCCGUGCCGCCGCCGCCGCCCGCCGCCUCCCGCAACCCGCCGCCACCGAGACCCAUUCAGCCGCCGUCGAGUGGCCCGCCGGCGGUGCCGCCGCCGCCGCCGCCGACGCAGCCGCCGCCGCCGCCGCCCGCGCCGCCCGCGCCGCCCGCGCCGCCCGCGCCGCCCGCGCCGCCGGCACCGCCUGGCCCGCCAGACGCUGCGGUGCCACUAGACGCAAGAGUCGCGCUCAUGGAAAGCAUUCGCAGUGGAAACAAGGCUUUAAAGCACGUGGAGGCGGGGUCCAAGCCGCCCGCAGAGGACAACCGGAGCAACCUGCUCAGCGAGAUCCGACAGGGCGUGGAGUUGCGAUCCGUGCAGACGUCGCGGCCGGCGAGCGUUGGCGCGGAGCCGGCGGCGGGCGCGGGCGGCGCGUCGGGCCUGGCCGUGGCGCUGCGCCGCGCGCUCGACGAGCGCUCGCGCGUCAUCCACUCCUCCGACUCCGACGACAGCGAGCCCGCCACCAGCGACGACGAUUGGGACUAACCGCACUAUCGCACCUACUCGCUCUCUCCU
Cydia amplana is the source of this 1797-nucleotide messenger RNA. Its product is annotated as actin nucleation-promoting factor WASL-like. The coding region runs from base 217 to 1767 and encodes 516 amino acids. The transcript has 11 exons. The record is from RefSeq and is a predicted model, not a curated record. NCBI's taxonomy places the organism in Eukaryota, Metazoa, Arthropoda, Insecta, Lepidoptera, Tortricidae. Gene Ontology annotation, molecular function: actin binding. Gene Ontology annotation, biological process: actin filament organization.